Leptonychotes weddellii (Weddell seal) is the source of this 3269-nucleotide messenger RNA. Lineage: Eukaryota; Metazoa; Chordata; Mammalia; Carnivora; Phocidae. The record is from RefSeq and is a predicted model, not a curated record.
AUGACGACUAGAAGCAUGCUUUCACUGAACUUCCCGACACCAUUUGUUACACAGAAUGUCUCUGAGUGAGAACGCGGUUUUUGCCUAUGAAUCUUCGGUGCACAGCACCAAUGUCUUGCUCAGCCUCAACGACCAGCGGAAGAAGGACGUGCUGUGUGACGUCACUGUCCUCGUGGAGGGCCAGCGGUUCCGCGCCCACCGGUCUGUGUUGGCGGCAUGCAGCAGUUACCUCUACUCGAGAAUCGUAGGCCAGGCCGAUGCAGAGCUUAACAUUACUCUACCAGAAGAGGUGACAGUUAAAGGAUUUGAACCUUUAAUUCAGUUUGCCUACACUGCCAAACUGAUUUUGAGUAAGGACAAUGUGGAUGAAGUGUGCAAGUGUGUGGAAUUUUUAGGUGUACGUGACAUUGAGGAAUCCUGCUUUCAGUUUCUCAAAUUUAAGUUUUUGGACUCCACUGCUGACCAGCAAGAAUGCCUAAGAAAAAAAUGUAUCCCGUCACACUGUCAAAAAGCAGACCUUAAAUUUUCACUUUUGGACCAGAGGGAUUUAGAAAUUGACGAAGUGGAGGAAUUUUUGGAAAAUAAAAAUGUCCAGACUCCUCAGUGGAAACUGCAUAGAUAUCAGGCAAAUGCAAAAGUAUCAUCUCCUCUGCAAGACAGUGCCAGUCAAACCUGUGAAUCCAUGUGCUUAGAAAAGGAUGCUGCUCUGGCUUUGCCAUCUUUAUGCCCCAAAUACAGAAAAUUCCAAAAAGCUUUUGGAACUGACAGAGUCCGUACUGUGGAAUCCAGCGUCAAAGACGUUCAUGCUGCUUCUGUUCAGCCAAAUGAGACAUCUGAAAAUGAGUGUCUGGGAAGAAUCCAGGACUGUGCAGAUCUGCAGGUGAUUCUGAAAUGUGAAGAAAGUAAAUUAGCAACAGAACAUGAAGAAACCAGGAAGAAAGAUCCUGCUUCUCAGUGCCCAUCAGAAAAAUCAGAAGUGACUCCUUUCCCCCACAAUUCUUCUGCAGACCCUCAUGGGCUCUAUUCUCUGUCUCUUUUACACACAUAUGACCAAUAUGGUGACUUGAAUUUUGCUGGAAUGCAAAACACGGCAGUGUUAACAGAAAAGCCUUUGUCAGGUACAGAGGUUCCAGAGGAGAAAACAUUUGGUGAAAGUCAGGAUUUACAUUUGAAAUCUGACUCUGGCCCCAGGGAAGACAGUAGCCUUGCCUCCAGCGAUCGGAGUAGUGUGGAACGAGAAGUGGCAGAACACCUAGCAAAAGGCUUCUGGAGUGACAUUUGCAGCACAGACUCUUCUUGCCAAAUGCAGUUAUCACCUGCUGUGGCCAAAGAUGGUUCAGAACAGAUCUACUCACAGAAGCGGUCUGAGUGUCCCUGGUUAGGUAUCAGGAUCAGCGAGAGCCCAGAGCCAGGUCAGAGGACUUUUACAACGUUGAGUUCCGUCAACUGCCCUUUUAUAAGUACUCUGAGUACCGAAGGCUGUUCAAGCAAUUUGGAAAUUGGAAAUGAUGAGUAUGUUUCAGAACCCCAGCAGGAACCUUGCCCAUAUGCUUGUGUGAUUAGCUUGGGAGAUGACUCUGAGACCGAUACUGAAGGUGACAGCGAACCCUGUUCAGCCAGAGAACAAGAAUGUGAGGUAAAACUGCCAUUUAAUGCACAACGAAUAAUUUCACUCUCUCGAAAUGACUUUCAAUCCUUGUUGAAAAUGCACAAGCUGACUCCAGAACAACUGGAUUGUAUCCAUGAUAUUCGAAGAAGAAGUAAAAACAGAAUUGCUGCACAGCGCUGUCGCAAGAGAAAACUUGACUGCAUACAGAAUCUUGAAUCAGAAAUUGAGAAACUGGUGUGUCUCAUAUAGAAGCCAAAGAACGGAGCAGGCCUUGUAAGUAGCAUAGAACAAGGAAGUGGAAGACUGCCAGGAACUCAGAGAAUCUUCUCUCUUAGCCCGUCCGUCUGCACCUGCUCACGUGGAACUCCACACGGUGGCUCUGUGUACCACUAAGUGCACCUGGGAAGAGUGGCUGCAGUAUGGCUCCUAAACAGUUUCGCUCUCCUCCAGGAUCUAGUGCAGACGGAGACGACAGUUUUAGUUCUAAAUUCCCAAGGAGGUGAACAUCUAAUUGGCUUAUUUCGGCUCAGGUGCCUCUUCUGUGACGAGAGAGCAGGGACAAACAGCAGCAACGUGGCUGCCGAGAGCCCACCUCCAGGCAGACAGAGCCAGUAGCCUGCCAGGGAUCUGCUCACUCAGAUGUGCACCAGUCCGAGCUCAGCCGAGUCCCCAUCCUUUCCCCAGUAUCGCCUGAGAAGACAUGCUAGCUUUUUUUUUUUUUUUUUUUUUUUAAAGCAGAGUGACUUGCCUUGUGUUUUAGCUUCCUUGAACUCUGCCUAGUCCUUCAUACUUCUCACAGUUCUAGUGAUUUAUACGGGUUCACUCCAGUUGCAAAGGGUAAGGGGCACUUGUAAAGUUCAGUCUUGCCACAGAUGUCUCUCUUAGGUGAAAAUAAGCAGAGAAUGUGCUACUUACUAGCUUAUAGGAAUAAGAAAGCUGGCCCUUUUCCUAGAAGUAAAAGAAUUUGAGCCUUAAGGUAUUUUAUUAUAUUAAGAAGUUUACUUGGAAUUUCGACCCUGGUUAUUGGGCGAUGUUAUGGGUCUUGUCUUUUGUAAAGAGAGAAGGACCAACGGUAGUUACAGCUACACUUCUAUCAAAAGUUUGCAUUUAGUAUAUGGGGAGCUGAGAAUAUGGAGGACUGUGACAGAUUUGUUUUUGUUUUUUUUUUUAAUCAAGAGGACACUCUGGAAACAUGGCAGUAGACAAGCAGUAUUUCCCAGUAUUUGUAGUCUGGGUGGUACUUUAGCAAACCUAUUUAAGGGAAAUUACUUGUUUCGUAACCAAACAGCCCAUGUUAAUAUAGCCAGUAACUGAUUAGGUUAACAUAUAAAUAAAUGCACAGUAAAUAUUGCCCUGGUCUGGUAAUAUUCAGGUGAAGGGUCCCAUAUUUUAGUAAGUUUUAGUCUUUGGCUGUUGGCUAUAAACUUUUUGCAGUUUGUCCUAAGAGUAAUAGCAUAAUAGACUGGAUGGAUCAACACAUGAAAAAAAGUGUUUUGAUUACAGUAAGAAUAGUGAUUCUAAAAUGUCCUCAAUGUGGGUCCAUAGAAUAGUGAUCAUGUAUAAAAAAACACUUUAAUAGUCUUAAUGUGCUGGGAAAGCCAAAGGGUGAUAUUAAUUUGAAUUCAAUAAAUCAGUGAGUUGUAUUUCUCUUUUUUUUUUU